Molecule: messenger RNA, 3660 nt
Organism: Penicillium pulvis
Lineage: Eukaryota; Fungi; Ascomycota; Eurotiomycetes; Eurotiales; Aspergillaceae
Product: SH3 domain protein
Exons: 3
Coding region: 1-3660 (1219 amino acids)
Biological process (GO): protein transport to vacuole involved in ubiquitin-dependent protein catabolic process via the multivesicular body sorting pathway
Cellular component (GO): ESCRT-0 complex
Molecular function (GO): protein binding
Source: RefSeq, a predicted model, not a curated record
AUGUCCAACCCGCCUUUCACGGUCCGAGCGGUCUUCGAGUAUGCUUCGGGCCACGAUGACGACCUUAGCUUCCCAAUCGGUCAGAUCGUAACCGUCACCUCCGAGGAGGAUGCCGAGUGGUACAAUGGCGAAUACACAGACAGCUCUGGAGCCAAGCAAGAGGGUAUUUUUCCCAAGAACUUCGUCGAACGAUAUGAACCUCCGGCACCUCCGCGGCCAGCACGCCCUACCAGAGCAAAGAAGGAGCCUGAGCCUGCGCCUGCGCCAGUGGAAGCUCCCGUGGCUGUGCCUGAGAGCCCGGUCCAAACAGAACCCGAGGUAACGGCGCAACCCGAGGAAGAACAAGAGGAACCCGAAACAGCCCCCCAACCACCUGCUGCUCCCAGGGCUCCGAUCCUGCCUUCAAGCUCUCCCACUCCAGCUGUGGAGGUUCCGUCCUCGCCCCCUCAGCCUACUCCGGCCCCCGCUCCCGUUCAUGCUGCGGCCCCCGCCCCGCCUCCGGCGAAGGCAUCUACAAAGCCCCCACCACCGGCUGUGGGAGAGAAGCCUGCAGGAAACUCGUUCAAAGACCGAAUUGCUGCAUUCAACAGAUCCGCUGCCGCGCCAAUUGCACCUAUCAAGCCUGGCGGUCAACAGCCGUCCUCCUUUGUCAAGAAGCAGUUUGUUGCUCCGCCUCCAAGCAAGGACUCCUUCGUGCCUCCGCCGCGGGAGCCUGCUGCCAAAAUUUAUAAGAGAGAGGAGGACCCGGAGGUUAAGGAACAACUUUCUCGGGAACCCCCUGUUUCUGAAAGCCGACCCCCACCCCCGCCGCCGGCACAGGAGGGCGAGGAAGGCGCAGAGGAUCAGCCAAAGCCUACCAGCCUGAAGGACCGAAUAGCUCUACUUCAAAAGCAGCAGCUUGAACAAGCUCAGCGCCAUGCCGAGGCUGCUCAAAAGAAAGAGAAGCCGAAGCCUCCGAAGAAGGCUGUCGAGCAGCCUAUUGAGCAGCCUGUGGAAGCUGCCGCUGCCGGAGCCGCUGCCGAAGACGACGAGGAUGAAGAACAGGUGUCUUCUCCUGUUGAAGCUAUGCCAGUCCCCCGAGACCCCAGUGUUGAUACCUUGAGAGCCAAAGCUCCUCCCACCAUGCCCCCUCCAUUUUCACCCCAGGAAGAGAUCGCCAGCGAAUCGAAUGACGCAGACUACUCUGCCGCCGCAGACUCCGAGGAUGCUGGAGAGACUUCUACCAGCAGAGAUGAUGAUGAGGAGCGCUCACGUCAAGCUCCAGUCCCGCCAGCCCACACUGCUGAGCAGAAGGAUGAAUCAGAGGAUGCCGACGAAGAGGAAGAAGAGGAGGAGGAAAUGGACCCUGAAACUAGACGCAGAAUGGAGCUUCGUAAUCGAAUGGCCAAAAUGAGUGGUGGUAUGGGUAUGAUGGGACUUUUUGGUCCCCCAGGUGGCAUGCCCGGCAUGGGUGCUCCUGCUCCUGCACCUCGCAAGCCUAAGACUCCUGGUGAGUCAGAGAAGAGGCUUGCUGAGCCUGAACCAACGUCCCCAGGCCAUGCUCCGCCGGUACCAAUGAUUCCCCUUCCUGGAAUGAACAUCGGCACCAGACCAGGCCCGCCUGCCGGUGUUGAGAAGGAAGAAGAGGAGCCUUUGGCAACUCCUAUCAGGGAACAACAUGCCCCACAGGAAGUGGCAGACGUCGAAGAUAUUGUCCACGAAGGUGCGCCCCCACUUUCUUCUAUCGAACGUCCUCCUGCUCCCCCCUCCCGUGAACGAGCUGCGCCUCCCCCACCUUUGGACUCUCGACCCAUUCCACCACCCGUGCCUACGGAGCAGUUAGCUUCCCCUCCCCCAGUCCCCGGAAGCCGUUCUCUCCCUCCUUUUUCCAGGCCAUCAGGCGUUGAUGCCGGCAAUGAAUCCGAUGAUGAAUUGUCUGUGCAUGCAAACAACCUUUCCUUGGAGUCUGUUGCAGGUGUUCCCCCGCCUGUGCCUGCUCAUGCUGACAGUAUUGAUUCUCGUCGUUCCUCGACAUAUGAUGCACAACCUCCCCUGCCUCCGACGUCACCUGCCGAAAAGAGAGCUAGUCGCCCACCUCCCCCAGUUCCAUCAAACCCGCCCAUGCCACCGGCGCAGAGCCGUGCCCCACCUCCUCCACCUCCAAACCAGCCACGCCGGCGAUCCACUGCGGAUAGUCGCGGUAGUGCCAUCUCCGCCCCCCGCCAGGCUGGAGAUGAUGUUGAAGGAGAAGUGACAGAAUACGAUGGCGACUACGACACUGAUAUUGCGUCCGGUGUCAAGCACAAGGACGCACUGAGAGCCCAUGAGCGUGACUCCAGCUUUGAUGAGGGCAUGAUGACUGAUGAGUAUUCUCUUCAAUCCCCUCGCAGCCCUCCGGAAUCCCGUCCUCCUCCACCUCUUCCUCCAACUGCUGCUCCAAGGGGAGUCCCGCCUCUACCUCCAAGCCAGCCUCCUCGCAAUGCUAGAGCCUCUAUGGAUACACCUCGAGGACCACCUCCGCCCCCACCGGGCAGAGAGCCAUCGUACGGCGGAGAUGACGAAUAUGACCCCUUCAAUUAUGUCGAGCCUAGGCACGGAUUGCCUACACCUCCGGCGCCUCCCAGUGGUCGCCCAGAGGCACCGCCUCCUCUUCCCCCACAACCGCCAGCGAGAGAGAGCUUCGAUGAUUUGUAUGAUGUAUCUCCCGUACAAAGCCCCACAAAUGAGGCCCCGCCUGUACCGAUGUCUCAAAAGCGUGCAUCUCUAGCCCCAUUGCCUCCCCCAUCCCAGGCCCCAGCUAUGCCGUCGCCUUCUGCGGCACGCAGCACGCGCCCUUCAAUGGACAUGACAAGAGGCCCGGCCAAUAUCCGGCGUUCUAUGGAUGUUUCUCGCCCGUCCAUUGAUCAAGGCUUCAUUGCCACGGACAUAGAUUAUGCGGAAAGCACCCUUUGGUGGACCCAGCCCAACACCCCGCCGCCGUCCCUCCAAAAUCGAAAGGACAUACUCUUUGAGGUUGAGGAGUCGUCUUCCUCCAAACGCGGUGGUAAGACGACUGUGUCCAAGGACAUCUAUAUCCUCUUCAUGGACUACUCCCAGACCGUUAUAGCAGCUCAGUUUGAUCCCAGAGACCCUGCAGAUGUCUCCUUGGAGCAACGUCACGAGCCACCUCCACUUCAACCCCGUCAAGAUCAGUUGGAGCAGGCACACAACCAAAUUGGUAUCCGCAUCUCCGAGUCCAUCAACUCCUACCAAAACUCUACUGUAGGAGAUGGUACACCUUUCGGUCUGGUUCAGCAUCUUCUGAACCCUCUUGCUGAUGCAUUGCUUCCUGUUGGCACUCGGGCGUACGGUGCUUUGGUUUACUCAAAUUUGGCAAAUGCGUCGGUUUCACAGAAUGACGAGAUCCGCGCUGGUGAUAUUGUAAGCUUCCGCAAUGCUCGGUUCCAAGGCCACCGUGGCACUAUGCACCAGAAGUACAGCUCUGAGGUUGGCAAGCCUGACCACGUUGGCAUUGUUGUGGAUUGGGAUGGUACCAAGAAGAAGAUCCGGGCCUGGGAGCAAGGGCGCGAGAGCAAAAAGGUGAAGAUGGAGAGCUUCAAGCUCAAUGACAUGCGCAGUGGUGAGUGCAAAGUCUGGCGAGUUAUGCCACGUAGCUGGGUUGGUUGGGAAAACAACAAAUAA